Molecule: messenger RNA, 1436 nt
Organism: Tripterygium wilfordii
Lineage: Eukaryota; Viridiplantae; Streptophyta; Magnoliopsida; Celastrales; Celastraceae
Product: 30S ribosomal protein S1
Exons: 10
Coding region: 103-1254 (383 amino acids)
Molecular function (GO): nucleic acid binding
Source: RefSeq, a predicted model, not a curated record
ACUUAUCAGUAUCCCCAAGAAUGAUGUCAUUUCCAUCUGGAUAACUCCUCUCCUCCUCCUCCUCCUCUCUCACUCUUCUGUCUUGCAGAAGAAUACAAAGAUAUGCCAAUCUUCACUGCCACAUUGGUGGGUUCAGUCACAGGCCUCUCUUCUCUGUCGCAGCUCCUCUUCACCACCACCACCACCACCACCACCACCACAGAUGUCUGUGUCAAUAACCCAUUAAUUUUUUCUAGAUUCGGUCACAAGAUUUCUUGUCCCAUCAGAAGGCGUCUCUUCUGCACUGCCGAAAAUUCUGCUGCUGGGGUUCUCCAGGACUCCUCUCCCUCAGUUGACUCUGUUGCUCGGCAAUCUCGGAGGUCUGCUGAUUGGAAGACAGCGAAGGAUUACAUUACUAGUGGAAUAGUCUAUGAGGGAAGAGUUGAAGGAUACAAUAGUGGAGGUCUGCUGGUUCGUUUUCGUUCUCUUGUGGGUUUUCUUCCAUUCCCUCAGUUGAGUCCAUCUCAUUCCUGCAAAGAGCCACAGAGAACCAUUCAAGAGACUGCAAAAGGAUUGACUGGUUCACUUAUUUCUUUCAAGGUUAUCCAAGCAGAUGAGGAGAACAGGAACUUAAUAUUCUCUGAGAAGGAAGCUGCAUGGUCAAAAUUUUCUGGAAAGAUUAACGCGGGGGAUAUCUUUGAAGGAAGGGUGGGCUCUGUUGAGGAUUAUGGUGCCUUCAUUCACUUGCUGUUCCCUGACGGUCUUUAUCAUCUCACAGGACUAGUACAUGUCUCAGAGGUAUCAUGGGAUUUAAUUCAAGAUAUAAGAGACAUUUUAAAUGAGGGUGAUGAAGUGAAGGUGAAAGUUGUUAAUGUUGAUCGUGAAAAAUCAAGGAUUGGUCUGUCAAUUAGACAGCUGGAGGAAGAUCCACUUUUAGAAACUUUGGACAAAGUUAUCCCUCAGGAUGGAUCAACUGGUCUGGAUUCUUUGGGCAUGAGCAAUAUUAUUGAACCUCUUCCAGGCCUUGAUUCAAUACUUCAGGAGCUACUGCAGGAGGAUGGGGUUGAUGAGGUAAGAAUCAAUAGGCAAGGGUUUGAAAAACGGGUGGUCUCACAAGACCUACAGCUCUGGCUAUCAAAUGCUCCACCUUUGAAUAACAAGUUUACCCUCCUUGCCCGUGCUGGAAGACAGGUCCAGGAAAUACAACUGAUAACGUCACUUGAUCAGGAAGGUAUCAAAAAGGCAUUGCAGAGGGUUUUGGAACGCGUCCCUUGACAAAAUUGCAUGACUCUGAUAAUUUGAGAAAAGACGUCAUGGCUGGUAAAACCAGUUUUCCUUCUCAUUACGUCUGUACAGAAUAUAUUUUUAUCUCAAACAGGCCUCACUGUAUAUUCUGUGGAUUACAUAUCAAAAAGUUUUAGUUCAAACUGUACAGUGUUGUUUAGUUUCUUUUUUCA